Messenger RNA from Funneliformis caledonium, 1680 nucleotides. The record is from the annotation of a GenBank genome assembly. NCBI's taxonomy places the organism in Eukaryota, Fungi, Glomeromycota, Glomeromycetes, Glomerales, Glomeraceae.
AUGAGUCAAUCUAGAACGAAUAUUUUGGGUGCUGUUUUUGGUAUCGGUAUGAACAUAAACAGCAUCAUUGGGUCAGGGAUCGUUACCACAGCAGGAAUGAUAUGGAAUUCAGUAAAGUCUCCAGGAAUUGUAUUAUUAUUAUGGUUUAUUGGUGGAAUUAUUAGUAUGUCGGGAUCAUUAGUAUAUUCUGAACUUGGUGUUAAACAUAAGGAUAGUGGAGGAGAAUUGAAAUAUUUACAAGCUGCUUAUCCAAACCCAAAACUUUUAAUAAGCUACCUUUUUAGCUUUAUGUACAUUUUAGUGAUUAGGCCGGGAAUUACAUGUGCAAUUUUACAUUCUGCCGCGAAAUAUUUUUGGUAUAUGAUUAAUGGACCUCAAAAUGAUAACAAGAUAGAUAUCGAUGAAUGGAAUUUUCCAUUUUCUCCAUUUUGUUCUGUAAAAUUCAUAGCGAUUGCAAUUUUAUUUAUUAUAACAGCAUAUCAUAUGAUUAAUAAUAGACUGGCAAAUGUUAUAAAUCAAACACUUUCAGUUAUAAAAUUGAUCACAUACUCAAUUAUCGCAAUAGCUGGAAUUUUCAGAUUGAUUUUAGAUUGGGAAAUAAGUCGUACCAAUUGGCAAAAACCAUUAAGCGUAAAUAAAGAUUUUACAGCUUAUCCUUCCGCUAUUUUAUUGAUAAUGUUUAGCUAUAAUGGAUGGAACAAUUUAAAUUAUUCGCUGGAUGAGUUUAGAAGUGUAGAAAAUAAGUUUCUUGUCAGUAAUGGUAUCAGUGUUGUCAUUGUUACAUUCUUAUAUCUUCUUAUAAAUAUUGCGUUUAUUUCUGUUAUACCUGAAGAUAAGAUACGACUACAGGAUAGAAGAACGGUUCAAAUCAUAGCCGUACCCUUUUUUGAAAAAUUAUUUGAUAACAAUGUAAUAUUAGUAAAAAUAUUUGAGUUUCUAAUUGUACUUUCUUUAAUUGGUACUGCUGCAUCAAAUAUAUGGAGUGGAUCAAGAGUCAUUGUUGCAGCCGCAACAUCGGGUUUUUUUCCAAAAUAUUUACAUCAAUUAAAAAUUUGGCAUCAAUACUGUAACACGCCAAUUAAUGCAUUGUUAGCGCAAUUUAUUUGGUGUAUGUUAUUUAUUUUGUUUAUUGGGAGUAGUUUUGUCAUUACAAGUUUUGAAUUAUAUUCUUCUUUUGCAAUGUACAGUCAUUGGAUUUUUUAUCUUGCCAUUGGUAUAGGGUUAUUUGUAAUUCGAUUCAAAAGGUAUAAGGAUGGAAAUGCUGACCCUAUAAUAACAUUUAAAGUUUCGUUUCCCAUAGCAGGAAUUUUUAUAUUAGCAGGUUUAUUUAUAAUUAUAUGUUCUUUUUUUGUCGACGUUCAAUGUCCAACUUCUACAUCACCUGAUCCAGUUGUUUGUAAUCAAAUCGAAAGGAUCCAAAAAAUGGUUCCAAUGUUUAUUAGUUAUGGUUUUCUUUUUAUUGGUUUGAUUUUUUGGUAUUAUUAUUGGUGGGAGACUAAUAAAAACGAUGUGACAAAAGAGAAAUCAACUGAAUGUAAGGAAGUAGAGGAAGUAGAUGUUGAGGUAGAAAGAGAAGCAGUAAUGACAGAAGAAGCAAUCGACAAUUUAUAUGAAGAUGAUGAGAUAGAUAAAGACUAUGAAGGAUCUGAAAAUGCAUCUGAAAUUUUUGCUAAUUUUUAA